UAAUUAAUUGAAUCUAUGGCAUCAUCUUCUUCUUCUUUUGCGAGUAAUUCACAAAACUGUCCUCGAUGGAAGUACGAUGUCUUUCUAAGUUUCAGAGGAGUUGAUACCCGGAAUAAUUUUACGAGUCACUUGCACAAAGGCUUGAAAAAUAGGGGAAUAUUCACCUUUCUAGAUGAUGAAAGGCUACAGGAUGGCGAUUCCAUCUCAAAAGAACUCGUGCAAGCGAUAGAAGAGUCUCAAGUUGCUGUAAUCGUUUUCUCAAAGAAUUAUGCUACGUCAAGGUGGUGCUUGAAUGAACUAGUGAAGAUGAUGGAAUGCAAGGAGAAAGAAAAUGGACAAACAGUUAUACCGGUCUUCUAUUAUGUGGAUACAUCACAUGUUCGAUACCAAAUUGAGAGCUUUGCAGAGGCAUUUGCCAAACACGAAUCGAGGUAUAAGGAUGAUGUUGAGGGGAUGCAGAAGGUUCGAGGAUGGAGGAAUUCCCUAACUGCUGCCGCAGAUCUAAAAGGACAUCAUAUUCAUGACGGGAUUGAUCAAUCAAAGGAAAUUGAGCAGAUCGUCGACAACAUCUCUUCCAAACUUUGCAAGAGUGCUCGUUUGAAAGAUGUUGUGGGAAUACAUGCUCAUUUAGAGAAACUAGAAUCCCUACUUCAAAUGGAAAUCAAUGAUGUUCGAAUUGUUGGGAUCUGGGGAAUAGGCGGAGUCGGUAAAACGACGAUAGCAAAAGCCUUCUUUGAUACUCUAUCUGAUCAAUUUAAAGCUGCUUGUUUUCUUGCCGAUGUUAAAGAAAAUGCAAGAAAUAAUCAACUGCAUUCUUUACAAAAUACCCUUCUCUCUGUACUGUUAAGAAAAAAAGGUGAUUACGUCAAUAAUAAGUAUGAUGGGCAGGAAAUGAUUGAGAGGAGACUUUCUUCUAUGAAGAAGGUGUUGAUUGUGCUUGAUGACAUUGAUGCAAGAGAUCAUUUGGAGUAUUUAGCAGGUGAUGUUGGUUGGUUUGGUAAAGGGAGCAGAGUUAUUGUAACAACUAGAAAUAGACAAUUGAUAGAGAAUAAUGAUGCAAUAUAUGAAGUGCAGACACUACCUGAUGAUGAAGCUAUGCAAUUGUUCAAUCAACAUGCUUUCAAAAAGAAAGUUCCAGAUGAGUGUUUUGAGAAGUUCUCAUUGGAGGUAGUAAAUCAGGCUAAUGGCCUUCCUUUAGCCCUCAAGGUGUGGGGUUCUUUGCUGCAUAAGAAAGGUGUAGAUAAGUGGAAAAAAAUUGUAGACCAAAUAAAGAAAAAGUCUAAUUCAGAAAUUGUUGAAAAACUCAAAAUAAGUUAUGAUGGAUUGGAGCCCACAGAGCAAAAGAUAUUUCUAGAUAUUGCAUGUUUCUUCCGAGGAGAAAAUAGAGAAGAAGUCAUGCAAAUUGUUGAGAGCUAUGAAUCUGGAGCUGAAUACAUAUUGAAUGUCCUAAUUGACAAAUCCCUUGUGUUCAUCUCUAAAUAUGAUAGAAUUGAAAUGCAUGACUUGAUUGAAGAUAUGGGCAAAUACACAGUGAAAAUGCAAAAAGAUUCCGGAAAACCAUCUAGUAGAAUAUGGAAUGUUGAAGAUUUCGAAGAGGUGAUGAUGGACAAUAUGGGGGCCAUGGCAGUGGAUGCAAUCUGGUUUACUUAUUCUGAAACACCAUGCUUUAGCAAAGACGCAAUGAAAAAUAUGCAAAGGCUUAGGAUAUUAGGCAUAUUUCAUAAAUACGUAUCUAAUAGGAUGCCCGACUCCAAUUGCCAAGAUGGCUCCAUUGAGUACCUUUCCAACAACUUGCGUUGGCUUGACUGGACUAAAUAUCCUUGGAAGUUAUUGCCAGAAAAUUUUAAUCCCAAAAGGCUUGUUCAUCUUGAACUUCGAUGUAGUUCAUUGCAUUAUUUAUGGAAUGAAACAAAGCAAUUGCCGUCUCUACGGAGGCUAAAUCUAAGUUGCUCCGAAAGCCUGAAGAGAACACCAGAUUUCAAGGGGAUGCCAAAUUUGCAGUAUUUGCAUCUACAGUAUUGUAGCAGUCUUGAAGAAGUUCAUCCUUCCCUCAAGGAUUGCAAAAAACUCAUUGAGUUAAAUUUGUCUUAUUGUACAAACCUUGAGAGGUUUCCAUAUGUUAAUGUGGAAUUUUCGAAUCUAGAAAGCUGCUCUAGUUUAGAGAAAUUUCCAGAAAUCCUUGGAAUAAGGGAACUAGAUGUGUCUGGGUGCUCAAAACUUGAAAGCUUGCCAGAAGAGAUAGGUGAUUUUGAAAACUUGGAGGAGCUUGAUGCCAGCUAUACUCUAAACUCACGUCCUCCGUCUUCCAUCAUCCGGUUGAACAAGCUUAAAAGUUUGAGUUUUGGACAACCUAGAUCAGAUGGAGUGUUCUUUGUGUUCCCUCUGGUGAAUCAAGGGUUACUCUCAUUGGAAAAGUUAAAUCUCAAGGGAACUAAUUUUGAACUUACACAGCUUCCAGAAGACAUUGGAUGUUUAUCCUCUUUGAAAGGGUUGUAUCUCGCUGGAACUAAUUUUGAGCAUUUGCCUCAAAGCAUAUCCGAACUUGGUGCUCUUCGAGUCUUGAGCUUAUCAUAUUGCAAGACGCUUACACAGCUGCCAGAAUUUCCACAACAAUUACAUACAAUACAUGCAGAUUGGAGCAAUGAUUGGAUCUGUAAUUUGUUGUUUCAGAAUAUCUCAUCAUUGCAGCAUGACAUCUGUUCUUCAAAUUCCUUGUCACUAAGAGUGUUUGUGAGUUCGGAGGAGGAUAUCCCAAGUUGGUUCAAAUAUCAGGGAAUGGGCACAAGUGUAUCAGUCAAUUUGCCUAAGAAUUGGUAUGAACCGGAUAAGUUCUUGGGAUUUGCUGUAUGUUACUCUAGCAAACUAAUUAUUGACUACAUCACAGCUCAUUUGAUUCCCUUAUGUGAUGAUGGGAGAUCGUCGAUGACCCAGCAAUUUGCCUUAUUCAACAAUUCAGAAAAUUUUGAUUAUGAUAGUAUUAUAUUUUUGUUGGUACCUCUUGGUGGCUUAUGGGAUGCAUCUAAUGCAAAUGGAAAAACACCAAAUGACUAUGGGUGCAUUAAGUUAGAUUUUUUUGGAGAAGAGAAGGAAUUUGGAGUUCGUUUAUUGUAUAAAGAUGAAUCUGAGCUUUGCAUUGGGAUAAGGAAGAGCAGAGAUGAAGAAGAGGCCACUUGCUCCUCUUCUAAGAAACAAAGGCAACUCUUCUAGGUGAUGUACGUAUCAGUAAUCAGCAGCGAGUUUGGGGAUACUGCCUAUGAAGGGAACAUAAGCUUUGGAAUCCAAUGGAGCUCAAAUAAUUUCUCCCCAACCAUCAAGUUCUACUUCAGUUGCAUAGUCUCCAUUGAUAUCUACUGUAAAAUGUUACAUUCUUAUUCUAUUUUAAUAAGUGCAAGAAACACAUUU
This is a messenger RNA of Solanum stenotomum, 3402 nucleotides long. Its product is annotated as TMV resistance protein N-like. Lineage: Eukaryota; Viridiplantae; Streptophyta; Magnoliopsida; Solanales; Solanaceae. The record is from RefSeq and is a predicted model, not a curated record. Gene Ontology annotation, biological process: signal transduction; defense response. The coding region runs from base 16 to 3207 and encodes 1063 amino acids. The transcript has 7 exons. Gene Ontology annotation, molecular function: ADP binding.